AUGAAUCAACUGCCGAUGCACCAAGCACUCAGACCACUUGCGUGGCUGGAAGGAGUUUGGCGUACAGAAAGUUUGGGAAGUGGCAAAUUUCCUACUAUUAAUUCGUUCAAAUACUGUGAAGAAAUCACUUUCUCAUCUAUUGGUCAGCCAAUGUUAAACUACACUGCCCAAAGCUGGCAUCCUGAAAAGAAGAAUCCAAUGCACAGAGAAGUUGGAUUUCUCAAGAUAGUGCCCAAUACAAACAAAGUGUCAUUGUUUCUGUCACAUAAUUUUGGAUUGACUACAGUUGAAGAAGGAGAAGUUGUUGAUAAUGCAGUACAGCUGCUCAGUACUAGUGUAUCAAGAACAAUUGAAGGAUCAAAGCCUCCUGCUGUAUUACAGAUAAAGCGUGAACUUAAACUUGUGGAAGAUGCACUUCACCAAACUGUCUAUAUGAGUACAGAGACAAGACCGGAACUAACAGAACACUUGCACGCAGUGUACAAAAGACAAGAUGCUCCUCUCUAUAAGUAA
Messenger RNA from Nasonia vitripennis (jewel wasp), 513 nucleotides. RefSeq names its product THAP domain-containing protein 4-like. The transcript is spliced from 2 exons. Bases 1 to 513 code for a protein of 170 amino acids. The record is from RefSeq and is a predicted model, not a curated record. NCBI's taxonomy places the organism in Eukaryota, Metazoa, Arthropoda, Insecta, Hymenoptera, Pteromalidae.